Drosophila innubila is the source of this 839-nucleotide messenger RNA. Its product is annotated as brachyurin-like. Gene Ontology annotation, molecular function: serine-type endopeptidase activity. Lineage: Eukaryota; Metazoa; Arthropoda; Insecta; Diptera; Drosophilidae. The record is from RefSeq and is a predicted model, not a curated record. Gene Ontology annotation, biological process: proteolysis. Bases 7 to 819 code for a protein of 270 amino acids. The transcript has 3 exons.
CUCAACAUGUCAGAAUUUAAGUGGCAACUGAUUUUCUUGGCAUUUGUAUUCUUCUAUCAAAAUAAUACGGAAGUACAAUCGGCACCAAUCCAACGUAUUGUCAAUGGAUUCCAAGCAAUUCCCAAACAAUUUCCAUAUCAAGUACUUCUAAAUAGACAAACAGAUACUGAAUGGGAACCAUUUUGUGGUGGCGCUAUAAUAUCAAAAAGAAUUAUCCUUACAGCAGCUCAUUGUAUUGAGGAUAACUUGAAUGAAAUCAAAAUUUACUUUGGAGCCGUGGAAAGAUCCAAUAUUAAAGAACCGGGACAACAACAUUUACUAGUUCAACGAAAUAAUAUUGUAGUUCAUCCAGAAUGGGAGAGGAGACAAAAAAUCAAUGAUAUAGCAUUGAUUAAACUGCCAGCCGAUCUGCAAUUCGAUGAGUAUAUUCAACCUGCCAAUUUGCCUGAUCCUAACCAAAGUUAUGAGAACCAAACUGGUGUUGUUUCUGGUUGGGGUGAUACUUCAGAUCAGGACCCGCCUUCAGAGCAACUUCUGUACUUUGAUACACCCAUUCUAUCAAAUGAAGAUUGUAAACCUAUUGUGCACAAGUAUCACCCAAAUAUAUUCUUCCCAUCAUCUUGGAUUUGUAUAGAGCCUAGUAAAAGUUGUACAUGCGGUGGGGACUCUGGAGGUCCAUUGGUCAUAUGGAGUGAGGUUGCUAACAGCACUUUAGUGGGUCUCACAUCAUUUGCCAUGGCAGGUGAAUGUACGGUUAAUAGUCCGGAUGUUUUUACCAGAGUUUCAUCCUUUUUACCGUGGAUAAAAAAAUACAAAUAAAUUAAUAAUAAAGCAAUGAA